Messenger RNA from Episyrphus balteatus (marmalade hoverfly), 3127 nucleotides. RefSeq names its product glutamyl aminopeptidase. Gene Ontology annotation, cellular component: cytoplasm. The transcript has 12 exons. NCBI's taxonomy places the organism in Eukaryota, Metazoa, Arthropoda, Insecta, Diptera, Syrphidae. The record is from RefSeq and is a predicted model, not a curated record. Gene Ontology annotation, molecular function: zinc ion binding; peptide binding; metalloaminopeptidase activity. Gene Ontology annotation, biological process: peptide catabolic process; proteolysis.
GUACUUUUCUUUCGUCGGUUGUGAUACUUUUAAUGUUAAAUAUCAGGAAAAAAAUGAACUAAUAAUAUAAUAUUGAAUUUUAAUUAAACUGUUAUAUAAUUUUAAGAAAAAAAAAAAUGAUUGUAACCUCGAAUAUUGUAACAAUUGGCCUCGGCUUAGGCUUAACCGCUUUUACGGUAGCUACUAUUGUGUUAGCAGUUCAGAAAGGAAGUUUGAUAAACGAAUUAAAUGAUGCUAGGGAAAAACUUGAUUUAUUGGAGGAGGAAAUUAAGCAUACAUCGACAACGCCAUUGACAACACCGACUACGCCAACAACUUCAACUGCUCCAACAACUCUGCCACCUAAACCUGUAAUAAAUUAUCGCCUUCCCGGAGACAUCAUACCCAAACAUUAUGAUCUUUACUUAUAUCCUCAUGAAAUUUCCGGUCAAUUUUCUGGCCAAGAAACUAUUGACUUGAAGGUUGUCAAAGAAACUCAACAAAUCGUUCUACAUGUUAAAGAUUUAACCAUAACGUAUGUCUCACUUGUAAAAGCACCAGAACUCACAACUGUUGCUUACUUCGAUUUGGACAAAGAACGCGAGUUUCUAAUUGUGCAUACUAAUAAAGUUAUUGCUGAAGGAGCUGAUAUAUCUUUGCUAUUACUCUUUGAAGGUCAAAUGGAAGGUAAAAUUGUUGGAUUAUACAGCAGCAGUUAUAUCAAAGAGGAUGGAAGUUCAAAAACAAUAGCUACGUCCAAAUUUGAACCAACUUAUGCUCGUCAAGCCUUCCCAUGCUUUGAUGAACCUGCAAUGAAGGCAACAUUCAAUAUAACCUUGGCCUAUCCUGCAGAUCAAGACUAUCAUGCUCUCUCCAAUAUGAAUGAAUUGGUUUGUUACUGAAAUAAAGUUCCUGUAAUUUCAAUAAAUAUAUCCUUUUAACAGCAAACUGUUAGUCUUGGAGAUCUAAAGGAAACAACAUUCAAUCAAAGUGUUCCAAUGAGCACUUAUCUGUCGUGUUUUAUUGUUUCAGACUUUGUUGAGAAACAUAGACAAAUUCAAACUCAAGGAAUUGGAGAAGAAUUUACAAUGAGGGUUUUCGCCAGUCCUGAACAAAUUCAAAAAGUUGAUUUUGCUUUGGAUUGUGGGGCAAGGAUUACAGAGCAUUAUAUUCAAUAUUUCAAAGUUGAAUAUCCUCUUCCAAAGUUAGACAUGGCUGCUAUUCCAGACUUUGUUUCUGGUGCAAUGGAAACAUGGGGAUUGGUAACAUUCCGAGAAACUUCUCUACUCUACGAAGCUGGUACAAGUUCGACUGUAAAUAGACAAAGAGUCGCGAGUGUUGUUGCUCAUGAAUUGGCUCAUAUGUGGUUUGGUAAUUUAGUCACCAUGAUGUGGUGGAACGACUUGUGGCUAAAUGAGGGCUUUGCUAGUUAUAUUGAAAAUAAAGGUGUACAUUCUAUCUUCCCUGAAUGGAAAAUGGACGAUCAAUUCAUCAUUGCAACUGUUCAUGGAGUACUUAGUUUAGAUGCAACACUCGGAUCUCAUCCGAUUAUUCAAAAAGUUGAAAAUCCUGAUCAAAUUACAGAAAUUUUUGACACAAUCACAUAUUCAAAAGGAUCAUCGAUUAUUAGAAUGAUGGAAGACUUUUUAACACCUGAAGUAUUCGAAAAAGCUGUUACUAAUUAUUUGAAUCAAUAUAAAUACUCGAAUGCUGUUACUGAUGAUUUUAUGGCUGAAAUUGAUAAAUUAAAUUUGGAUGUGAAUGUUGGUGAAAUAAUGAGAACUUGGACUGAACAAAUGGGUUUUCCAGUGGUUGAAAUUGAAAAAAUUUCUGAACUUGAAUAUAAAUUGACACAAAAACGUUUUCUAUCGAACCCAGAAGAUUAUAAUGGUGUUUAUGAUGAUUCACCCAACUUUAAUUAUAAAUGGUCUAUACCACUAACGUAUUAUACAAAUGAAAGUCCAAAUGUGGAGAGAGCAUGGUUCUUCUAUGAUGUUAAGGAACAUAUUAUCACGCUUCCAUCUGCUGUUAAAUGGAUUAAGUUCAACAAAAAUCAAGUAGGAUACUAUCGUGUCAACUAUCCUAAAGAAAUGUGGGAAUCACUGGUUGCUCAAUUGGUGGAGAAUCCAAGUGUAUUUUCUAUCGGCGACCGGGCAAGUCUUCUUAACGAUGCCUUCUCUUUGGCUGAUUCAACUCAAUUACCCUACGAUACAGCACUUGACAUUACAACCUAUUUAUCGAAGGAAUUAGAUUAUGUUCCAUGGAGUGUUGCAUCUUCUAAACUGACUUCAUUGAAAAACAAAUUAAUGUUUACUGAUAUUUAUAAGGACUACAUUACUUAUGCUAGGAAACUCAUUACUAGCGCUUAUGAAACUUCUGGAUGGACUGUUGGCGAUGAUCAUUUAAAGAACCGUCUUCGUAUAACAACCCUUUCAGCAUCUUGUUCACUAGGCUUGGAGGCUUGCAGCACAGAAGUUUCAAAACGUUUCAAUACAUGGCUGGAAAACCCUACUGAACGUCCACAUCCUGACUUAAGAGAGACAAUCUACUACUACGGAAUGGUAAAUAGCGGAACUGAAGCAAAUUGGGAAAAAGUUUGGAAUCUUUUUAUCAAUGAGCUUGAUGCUAAUGAAAAGAGCAAAAUGAUGUAUGGUUUAGCGGGUAUUCAAUUGCCAUGGAUCUUGAGCAGGUAUGUCCAAUUGGCUUGGGAUGAAAACUACGUUCGUGGCCAAGAUUAUUUCACUUGUUUACAAUACAUUUCUGGUAAUCCAGUUGGUGAGAGUAUCGUUUGGAAUUAUGUUAGAGAAAAUUGGUUAAAACUUGUUGAACGUUUUGGUUUGAAUGAAAGAUAUUUGGGCAAUUUGAUUCCAUCGAUAACAUCGGGUUUCUCAACUCAAACGCAAUUAGAUGAAAUGCAAGAAUUCUUCACGAAAUAUCCUGAAGCUGGAGCAGGUACUGCGGCUAGAGUGAGAGCUCUUGAAACUGUUAAGAAUAAUAUCAAGUGGCUGGAAGAGAACAAAGACAAAGUUGGAGCUUGGUUGCAAAAGCAGAAAAGAUAGUUUUGAAAAUUGAUCUUAUAACAAAUUUAUUUUUUAAUUUUUAGUAUUUUUUUUUUCUAAAUAAAGUGAUUAAAUGUUAUUAAAAAAGA